UCGACCUGAUCGACUUUGCACGCACCAGCGUCAAGGAUCACUCAAUCCGCUGGUACCAGGCUUUGGACGAGCUGUCUCGCUUUCUCCUCUUCAUCAACAACAGUCUCAGCUUUGUGCUCUUCAUGAACGGACGCCAAUUCCGCAAAGGCCUCCGUUGCCUCGUGCUGAGUGUGCGCAGAUACUUGACGUCAGGUCGACGAGCCCGCUGCCGUAAAAGUUGCCGUCCAACCAGAACCAUUUGCCAAAAGCAACACUGCGUCUGGCACCGAGCCACAACUCACCAAAGCAUCAUUCAUCAAACCAUGCACAGCGUCCGUAGAGUCCAGGUUCAGUCUGAAGUAAGGACGAGAAGACAACAUCAUAUUCCUUGUCGUUGUGUUGUUAAAACAGAAAAGAGAGCAGAGGAUCCGACUAAAAUGGGACAAAAUCCGUCUAAGCUGGGCUACAAUCCAGAAUUUGCACGAUUCAGUCACCACUCGAUCCAAUUCUACCAUCUUUGC
This is a messenger RNA of Protopolystoma xenopodis, 500 nucleotides long. The record is from the annotation of a GenBank genome assembly. NCBI's taxonomy places the organism in Eukaryota, Metazoa, Platyhelminthes, Monogenea, Polystomatidea, Polystomatidae.